This is a messenger RNA of Penicillium waksmanii, 954 nucleotides long. RefSeq lists its product as uncharacterized. The record is from RefSeq and is a predicted model, not a curated record. Lineage: Eukaryota; Fungi; Ascomycota; Eurotiomycetes; Eurotiales; Aspergillaceae. The transcript is spliced from 2 exons. The coding region runs from base 1 to 954 and encodes 317 amino acids. Gene Ontology annotation, molecular function: acetyltransferase activity.
AUGAUCUCCGCAUAUUCACAAGAUCAAUUAUCCAAAUAUUUGACUUACAUCGCCCUACCAACCGAAUACGAAGAAUACAUCGAAAACCCAUCCUCAUUUCCAAAAACCGAUGAAGCACUGACAGCGCUAUUCCGAUGUCAAAUAACCAGAUUUCCAUACGACAAUCUAUCAGUGCACUAUUCCACGACGAAUUUGGCAAAUAUCGAUCCUCAGAGCAUUUACGCGAAGUUCCUGGGUCCACGGGGUAAUGAACCCACCGGGCGCGGCGGGUAUUGUCUUGAAUGCAGUAUUCUUUUCCACCAUGUCUUGCUUGGACUGGGAUUUUCGGUUUACCUCACUGGUGUGAGGAACCGGGCGCGCAUUGAUGGGAUUCCGCAGGGGGAAUUCAAGGGAUGGACACAUAUUGUGAAUAUUAUUCGACUUCACGACGGGCAGGAGUACCAUGCCGACGCUGCGUUCGGUGGAGAUGGACCUACCAGGCCCCUACCCUUGAUCUCGGGCAAAGUGUGGCCGAACCUUGGUGCGCAGGAGGUUCGACUGGUUUAUGGUACUAUGCCGAAACAGCAGCGACCGGAGCAGAAGGUUUGGAUGUAUCAGUAUCGGAAUGGCGCGGACAAGGAGUGGAAUACUUUCUACAGUUUUGCGGAGUUUGAAUUCUUUCAGGAUGACUUUGAGGUGAUCAAUCGAUAUACUAGCUGGGAAGCGCGGGAAAGGGGUAAUUUUUGGAUUGUCAAGUUUCUGCGCAACGGGGAAACUGCCGGUCUUCCUGUUCUUGAUGGUGAAGCGCUAAAUGAGAGACCGGAAGAUGCCUAUGUGGUGGGAAAAAUCAUGUUUGUUAAUGAUGUGGUGAAGGUCAAUUUUGGCGGUAGGACGAGGGUGAUUGAUGAGUUUAAAACGGAGGAGGAGCGGGUCAAUGGGUUGAAGAAAUGGUUUGGUAUUUUUCGACUCGAUUAG